Pseudophryne corroboree (corroboree frog) is the source of this 1793-nucleotide messenger RNA. RefSeq names its product histone-arginine methyltransferase CARM1-like. The transcript is spliced from 13 exons. The record is from RefSeq and is a predicted model, not a curated record. The coding region runs from base 208 to 1611 and encodes 467 amino acids. Gene Ontology annotation, molecular function: protein-arginine N-methyltransferase activity. Lineage: Eukaryota; Metazoa; Chordata; Amphibia; Anura; Myobatrachidae. Gene Ontology annotation, biological process: peptidyl-arginine methylation.
CUGCUGAUUCUCCACAGCACCAGAAGGUGUCUCUCAAAUGAAAUAAGUGAUGUGUUUAGAGACAGUCCCACUGGUAACAUAGUAAAAAAUCUCUCUCUCAUUCCGUGAACUUGGUUCUGCUGGGUUAUUGCCCAGGUCUCUGAAGAGGAGCGAGAGUCAGCAGUGGCUGCCGUGCAGUCUUCCAGUUCUCCUCCCUCGUCUUUGGUUAUGGCUUCUCCUCCACCCCUUCAGCUGCAGUGCGGUGUUAAGCUUGUCUUCCUCAGUGAGGAGCAGAAGAAAGGAAGUGAGGAUGGAAGUGGACAUGGAUCAUUACAGCUGUCCAGCAGCCUGAGCCCAAAUAUACUUGUGCUACAUUUCCACAAUGGGAAAGAGGAAGCUGUCAUGACCCUCACUGAUGGCAAUGGAGACUGUGUGUUUAAAUACUUGAUUAACAGGGAUACAGAGUACUGCCGUGUUGGAAAGCAAUCAGUCUUAAUUACUGUAGGUUUCAACAGUGCAUUGCUCGAGUUCAAGUCACACAGCGAGUACAGUACAUUUCACAAUGCCUUGAAAAGAUGUAGAAAUCACAAUACGGAGCACAACACAGUAUCUCCAUACACAAAGGAACCAUCAGAAUUGCAGUAUACGCAGUUUUAUGGCUGCCUUUCUCAACAACAGAAUAUGUUACAAGACUAUAUAAGAACAACUACCUAUCACAGAGCAAUAUUGCAGAACCACAUAGACUUCAAUGAUAAGGUUGUACUGGAUGUUGGCUGUGGAUCAGGAAUCCUUUCAUUUUUUGCAGUACAAGCUGGUGCAAGGAAGGUGUAUGCAGUGGAAUCCAGCCCUAUUGCAAAAUACACGGAGAAACUUGUGAUUAGCAACAACCUUUCUGAUAAAAUCUCAGUGUUAUGUGGGAAAAUUGAAGAAGUCUUUCUCCCAGAGUAUGUGGAUGUGAUUAUCUCUGAGCCCAUGGGAUACAUGCUGUUCAAUGAACGAAUGGUGGAAAGUUACCUCUAUUCUAAAAAGUGGCUAAAACCAAAUGGUAUGAUGUUUCCUGCCUUCAGCGAUAUUCACCUGGCACCAUUUUCUGAUGAACAACUGUAUAUGGAACAUUAUUCCAGGGCUAAUUUUUGGUACCAGCAGUGCUUCUAUGGAGUUAACCUUACCAGUUUGCGGAGUGCUGCAGUUGAUGAAUACUUCAGACAACCCAUUGUUGACACAUUUGAUAUGAGAAUAUUGAUGGCUCGAGCAGUAAAAUACACUGUGAAUUUUAUUGAUGGCAAAGAAGAAGAUUUACACAGAAUGGAAAUACCAUUUGUUUUCCACAUGGUGCAGUCCGGACUGGUUCAUGGUCUUGCAAUUUGGUUUGAUGUGGCAUUUGUUGGAUCCCUUGUCACAGUCUGGCUUUCCACUGCUCCUACAGAGCCUCUGACACACUGGUAUCAGGUACGCUGCCUCCUCCAGACUCCCCUUUUCGCCAAAGAAGGUGAAACUCUCUCAGGAAAAGUGCUUCUUCAGGCCAAUAACCGACAGAGUUAUGACAUACAGAUUAUGGCAUCAGUAGACCAAAGCGGCUUUAAGUCUGGCAACAUUUUGGAUUUGAGGAAUUCUUUUUUUAGAUAUGCAUGAAUUGUGUGGACCGAGUUUACCAUAAUUGGAAUGGAGGAUGCGAUAUGUCCCAGAAAAGUGCUGUAGUUGACAGAUCAUGCAGAUCCAUGUGCAAAUACAAUUGUAUAAAAUUGUCUUAACAUGCAAAUACUAUAUUUCCAUCUGCAUUUUUAAAACGGUGAUAAAUAUUUUAUGCAAGAAAA